This is a messenger RNA of Angiostrongylus costaricensis, 426 nucleotides long. The record is from the annotation of a GenBank genome assembly. NCBI's taxonomy places the organism in Eukaryota, Metazoa, Nematoda, Chromadorea, Rhabditida, Metastrongylidae.
AAGCAGUUUAUGGAAGAAAAGGAGGAAGAAGCACGACAACUCAGAUGGGAGAAGUGGCAACUUGAAUACGCUGAAGCGAAACACAGAGCUCUGGAGUUCAAAGCCUAUUGGGAAAGAAGACACAAGGAUGACAAAGAUCUAUGGAGAGACAAGGAUUUCGCAAAUGCUGUUGACAAGAUGAGUCGAGCCGGCUACAAAGGAGUGCACGGGAAUUUCGACGUACCUGAGGAAGACAAGACGAAACUCGAAGCGCUUUACAUGCAGGUCACCGUCGGCGAUUACGAUGGAAACAGUGCGCUGAGUUGUGCCGAUGAGUGGAAAAAACUGGUAGGGAAGACAAAAAUCGAGGCGCAGAAUGAGUUUAUUGAACACUCGAACCGAAUGCUAACUCGAUACGGCUGGAAUCCUCCAGAGGGUUGGGUCUAA